CGAUCACCAGGCACCGUUGAAGCAACCGUAAAGAAAGAUGUAUUACCAUGUUCAAACUUUACGCUCUCUGUUAUUGAGAACAGCGAAGAAUAAGCUAUGAACAGAAACUUAAACAGAAAACUCCAACAACAGCUACAUAUCUUUUUAAAAUGAUAUCAAUUUUAAAACUGUACCGUGAUUAAACUGGAUAUACAGUAUUGCAGGUUCCCUUGUUGAGUGGCACGUCUUUCUGAAAAGACGAUCUUGGAAGCUGUUUGGUACUGAUGUAAAAAUUGACGUUUGAGGAUCCUCCAAACAUGACGUGACCAUAAGUCUUGUCACUUGCUCCAAAUGUCCACACAGUUCACCUGAUCAGGUAACGUAUGUCAACAUUUACAACAUUUGUGUUGUUUAAUACGUAAAAACGGAUUUAGACAAAGUGAUUUAGUGUGUUGUGUGUUGACAGCUAGCAUUUGGCUAACACUCCAGCCAUAGCAGGUUAUUACAUACGAGAGCAAAUGGUUCAUCUUAAUUAGGGGGGAAAAAUAUUCAUUUGGUCAGAAAAUAAGAGGUAAUUUUGAUUUCUAGUUUGAUAUAACUUGUGGUUAAGGUGACUAAAUAUGAAAGCUGGGGCAUGUAUCCAAUCAUCACAAUAGAAACACUAACUGUAUUUAUUUUGUUUGAAAUCAAUCUAUUCCAAUUGUCAUUCGUGUUUACUGGGCAAUAAUUAAACAAUAUAAUAGUUCUUGUCGGUAAUGAAACAAACACUGACAUAGAAACAGGAGUUCAGAACAUUCAGUGAUUCAGAUUCUCCUUGCCCAUUAAAAAUCAAUUUGUAUCAGUUAUUCCCAGGACGACACGUUGCGACAGUAUGUAGAACAUCUGCCUCACAGUCGAGAGAUUUGCAUGUUCUCCCUGCGCAAGCACAGUUUAGGCCACAGUUUACAUGCAACCCAAAUGAGUUCAUGUCACGUCCACAUCCAAAAUGAAACACGAGUAGACAGAUAUGUGCAAAGUGAAAUCUGAUAUACGACAAUUAAUGUUUAUGUCACCCCUGACAUUUCAUAUGCUUGACUUUUCAUACUUGUGUACAGAAGUAACAAAUUCCUUAGUAAAACUUUAUUAACAAUCAUAUUUUCAUGAAAGUGUAGGGUCUUCAAGGAGCAGCAUAUACAGAUUUCCACUUUCUUUGGUCUCGUAUAAUUAAUUGUGUCCUCCUCAGGAACAAAAAAGUUGUAUCUAUGUAAUCAAUAUGACGUGCCCAGGAUCAGGUGGUCCCUUUGUUCAUUCUUAAGACAUUCACUCUCUUUUGUGUUUCCGUCUUAUUAGGUUACCACUUUCCAUCCCGACACUAAUUUUGUCCCUGUGAAUUAUUAAAUUUAUUACUUUGGGUGGAGGACCUCAUUCUCCUUGACUGGUAGGUGGCAGGUAGUAGUGUGCUUUCCCAGAUCCAGGAUCCUUAUUUGUCUUUCUGCAUCUCCCAUGGAAGAGUCACUUGUCGUCCAGCUUCGCUAUGAGGAGCUUCUUUUUUACGCAGCCUGUGUUUCUAACUGUUGCUGCGUCUGUUUGUGUGUGUGUCUGGGAGGCAGGGUGUGUGGACGAGGGGGAGGAAGACGAGGAGGGAGCGGCGGUGGUGGUAUGCGAGUGGGCAGCAGCUGGAGGUGGCAUCUCUCCCGGGCCAUGCGACUAGCACUGGGAUGGUGCCGACUGUGCCGUUCAAAGACAGGGGGCCGAGGCGGGGGUGGCCAGCCGCGGCCAAGCGUCGGGCUUGGAGAGUUGUGGAGCUACAGCAAGCUACUGCUCAAGUCUCUUUACUUCAACAGCCUCAGCAACUCGGACACAGUGCUCGACUGCGCGUUCGAACCUGUGUACUGGAUCGUGGACAAUGUGACUCGUUGGUUUGGAGUGGCAUUUGUCACUCUAGUCAUCCUUCUGACGACCUCGGUGGUGGUCAUCGUCUAUCUGUACGUCCUACCCACAAUCAUCGGCACCUACGCCGUGCCUUGGAGUGUCUGGCACCUGUGCUGCGGCCACUGGCUCCUGGUCAUGGUGGUCUUCCAUUACUAUAAGGCCACCACCACCUCCCCUGGACACCCGCCCAAGGACAACAUCCACAUUCCCUCUGUGUCCAUAUGUAAGAAAUGCAUCAAUCCAAAACCGGCGAGGACACACCACUGCAGCAUCUGCAACACCUGUAUCUUGAAGAUGGACCAUCACUGUCCUUGGCUCAACAACUGCGUGGGCCAUUUCAACCACCGCUACUUCUUCUCCUUCUGCCUCUACAUGACUCUGGGCUGCAUUUACUGCAGCGUCAGCUGCAGAGACAUGUUCCUGGAGGCCUACGGUGCUGUCGAGAGUUACUAUCAGACCCCUCCCCCACCGUACACGUCCAAAGAAAGGACUGCCCACAAGAGCAUCAUCUUUCUUUGGGUGCUGACCAGCUCCGUGGCGGUCGCCUUGGGAGGGCUGACCCUGUGGCACGCAGCGCUCAUCUGCCGAGGGGAGACCAGCGUGGAGCGCCACAUCAACCGCAAAGAGAGCAAAAGACUAAAGGAACAGGGCAAGGUGUUCAAAAAUCCAUAUCAUCACGGAAAGAUGGACAAUUGGAAGCGGCUGCUUGGUGUGGAGACCCGCAAUCAGUGGUUCACGCGUGUUCUCCUGCCCUCGAGUCAUCUUCCCACAGGCGACGGCAUCAUGUGGGACUGCACCUUCUCCAGGAGAGACCCCAUGGCCAUCUGAGCCAUCUACACCUUAAGCGCCAUCACCUCGUCUGGGCAAAUAAUGAGCUGCAUGUUGAUUUUGGACCACCUUUGUGCCUAAUGCAGCCAGCCUUCCAAAGUUAACUCUGAGACAAACGUGGUUUCUUAUUUCUGCAUUUCACUUUCACAAUCAGCCAGCAUACAUAUAUACAUAUAUUUUUUUUUUUUUUGAAUGGAACCUUCAAGCAUAGGUCAUCUUAUUACUUACGUUUUGCUCAUGAAUUAUCUGUUGUGAGAAGGGCAAUCUAUACUCAGUGGACACAAUAUUAGGAACACCUGGAGACCAUGAAUUGGUCGCAAGCCAAUCUCACUGGCACAUUUUUGGGAUGUGAGAUGAAGUUGCAGUACCCUGAGAAAAAUGCAAGUAGAGAGAGUGUGAAAACCUCACUGAAGGACCUCAGCCCAGAUUUGAACCUAUGGCCUCUCUGUGAGGCAAACUGCUACCCACUCAGACACCACCAAUACUGAAUAUCCAAUUAAUUUGUUUUAGGCCAUAUUGCGUUUUCCAGGUGUCCCCAAUGAUGCGGCCACUGAGUCUCUAUCAAGUAGGUAUUGAGAAAUGUCACUGUUCAUCUACUGAGAACGUUUGCACACGUGGCACUUUAGAGUGGGGCGACAGGACAUAAUGAUUUUCUCAACAACAGCUAAUUGCAGUUAUUUUGACAAUGUACGUGGAAACAAUGGUCUGUGUGUGUUGUGAUGCUGAUCUCACCUUUAUUCGAAAAGUUGUGGUGCCAAAUUCGCAGGGGGGGGGGGGCAACAUAGCAUGAUGUCUCGUUUCAACCAAUUAUCAAGACUGUGAAUUGCUGUUCUGAUACUGACUUUUUUUUCCCCAGCGCAGCAUAUGUUUGCCACGGAAACGAGAUAAGUGACUGAGCGAUCUGCCCACCAAAAAAAAAAAAAAAAAAGCUGUGCUCAAUUAAAUCACUGUCCUUUUAAUAAAACAUGACAUCCGUCUGC
Molecule: messenger RNA, 3698 nt
Organism: Hippocampus zosterae (dwarf seahorse)
Lineage: Eukaryota; Metazoa; Chordata; Actinopteri; Syngnathiformes; Syngnathidae
Gene: zdhhc16b
Product: zinc finger DHHC-type palmitoyltransferase 16b
Exons: 9
Coding region: 1462-2718 (418 amino acids)
Biological process (GO): protein palmitoylation
Cellular component (GO): Golgi apparatus
Molecular function (GO): palmitoyltransferase activity
Source: RefSeq, a predicted model, not a curated record